AUGAUGUCCCUAAGGAACCUCGCCCGCAGCGCCCCGCGGUCUGCUGCUCGUUUCUCCACCAAAGCCGUUCGCCCGCAAUCGUCACUGCGACAGGCUUUCCAGCCAGCAGCAUGGGCUGCUCCAAUUCCUCGUCUCACAGCAUCUUUCUCCAUGUCGGCAGCAAGGAGAGAGGACUCUGGUAUCAAUGAGGAACUCGUCGCGAAGCUUCAGAGCGAGAUCUCCAUGGAAGAGGGCAUGAAGGAGGACGAGGACCUCUCUCACAACAUCAAGGAGUACCUUGAGAACAGCCCCUUUGAGAUUGAGGACAAGGCCGGCAACCAGGAAGUAGUCCUUACCCGCACAUUCAACGACGAGAAGAUCCGAAUCACCUUCACCACCGCCGACCUCAACAGCAACCUGCCCGGCGAGGACAUGGCCGAAGACAGCGCCAUGUAUGACGACGCCGACAUGGACGUACAGUCUGGUGGCGCCAACACCAAGGGUGCCAUCAACCAGGGCAGGACACAGGAUGGAAACAUUCGCGUAGCCCCCGAGGACCGCAUUGCUCCCGCCGACCGUGAGGAGCUCGAGGACGACUACGAGAAUGAUGGCGAACAGCAGGGCUUCCCUGCUCAUGCCAGCAUCCGCAUCGAGCGUCCCGGAAAGGGUGCUCUUGCCAUUGAGGCUACCGCUCAGGACGGUGACUUCCUCAUCGAGGACCUCUACUACUUCCCGUCCGCUGACCUAGCCGACCCUGCCACCGCUGAGAAGGACUGGUCAAGACGCGCUCUCUACACUGGCCCUCCUUUCAGCAACCUCGACGAGGACCUCCAGAUCCUCCUUGAGAAGUACCUUGAGGAGCGUGGCAUCAACACCCGCCUCGCAUUGUUCAUCCCCGACUACAUUGACCACAAGGAGCAGAAGGAGUACAUCAAGUGGCUCAACAACGUCAAGAACUUUGUCGCAUAG
Alternaria postmessia is the source of this 948-nucleotide messenger RNA. RefSeq lists its product as uncharacterized. Gene Ontology annotation, biological process: cytosolic ribosome assembly. Bases 1 to 948 code for a protein of 315 amino acids. Lineage: Eukaryota; Fungi; Ascomycota; Dothideomycetes; Pleosporales; Pleosporaceae. The transcript has 4 exons. Gene Ontology annotation, cellular component: mitochondrial matrix. The record is from RefSeq and is a predicted model, not a curated record.